CCAAAAUGCGCCAUCUUUGGCUCUUGCCAGCUGUUGCUGGUCUCGCGGGGGCUCAAUGCCCAUUUCUGUCUGGAGAAAUGGGCACUCCCUCUCGCUUCACGGAGCGAGCCGACAACGCGGCCGACACCGUUGAGGUCGUCGAACAGCCCAUUGACCAGACACUCUAUCUCAAUGACACGGACAGUUACAUGACCACCGACUUUGGUACUCCCAUCUCAGACCAAUAUAGUCUGAAGGCAGGAGCCAGAGGACCGACUCUUCUGGAGGAUUUUAUUUCCCGGCAGAAGCUGCAACGGUUCGACCAUGAGCGGGUUCCCGAACGAGUCGUCCAUGCCCGAGGUGCAGGUGCCUAUGGAACCUUCCGAUCGUACGGUAACUGGUCCAACGUCACCGCCGCUGAUUUUCUGAGCGCCGCCGACAAGGAGACGCCCAUGUUCUGUCGCUUCUCCACCGUGGUCGGCUUCCGGGGCAGUGUUGACACGGCGCGGGAUGUUCACGGUCACGCUUGUCGGUUCUACACGGACGAAGGCAACUAUGAUAUCGUCGGAGUCAACAUCGCCCCUUUCUUCAUCCAGGAUGCUAUUCAGUUCCCUGACCUCGUCCACGCCAUCAAGCCCAUGCCUCAUAAUGAGAUCCCCCAGGCUGCAACAGCCCACACAUCUGCCUGGGACUUCUUCAGCCAGCAGAGCACCGCUCUUCACAGUGCCCUGUGGGUGAUGGCCGGACACGGAAUCCCCCGGUCAUACCGCCACAUAAACGGCUACGGCGUGCACAGCUUCCGGUUUGUGACUGCUAACGGCACCACUAAGGUCAUUCGCUACCGGUGGCGUUCGCUCCAGGGCGUUGCCAGUCUGGUGUGGGACGAAGCCCAAGCCACGGCGGGCAAGAACAGCGACUUCCACCGACAGGAUCUGCACGAUGCCAUCCAGAACGGCCGGUACCCCAAGUGGGAGCUCGGCGCUCAAAUCAUGGAUGAGUCCGACAUGCUGCGCUUCGGAUUCGACCUGCUCGAUCCCACCAAGUUCGUGCCUGAAGAACUCGUCCCCUUCACUCCGCUGGGCGUAAUGGAACUCAACGCCAACCCAACGAACUACUUCGCCGAAGUCGAACAAGUUGGCUUCCAACCAGGCCACGUCGUCCGCGGGAUAGAUUUCACCGAAGACCCCCUCCUACAAGGCCGGCUCUUCUCCUACCUAGAUACACAGGUAAACCGCCACGGCGGGCCCAACUUCGAGCAACUCCCCGUGAACCGACCGCGCAAGCCAGUCCACAACAACAACCGCGACGGCUACGGGCAGCAGCAGAUCCCGCUCAACAACUGGGCCUACACGCCCAACAGCAUGGGGGCAAAUACCUCUCCGCAGCAGGCCAACCAAACCACCGGCAACGGGUUCUUCACCUCGCCGUUCCGCGCGCUCACCGGCCAUCUCGUGCGCGCGCCCAGCCCCACCUUUGCCGAUCACUGGUCGCAGCCUGCGCUGUUCUAUAACUCCCUGGUUCCUGCGGAGAAGCAGUUCCUUGUCAAUGCGAUUGUGUUUGAAAAUUCGAAGGUGUCGAGUCCGCAUGUUCGGGCGAAUGUGGUUAUGCAGCUUAACCGCGUGAGUCAUGAGUUGGCGAGUCGCGUGGCCCGGGGCCUUGGGUUGGAGGUUCCGCAGCCUGAGGAGCGGUUUUACACGACUAAUAAGACGGCGAAUGUGGGUACGUUUGGGCACAGGUUGUUGAGCGUGGAGGGGCUGCAGGUCGGCUUUUUGGCGUCGAAGGAUAGCAAGGAGUCCAUUGCGCAGGGGGCCGAGUUGGCGAGGAAGCUUGCCGCGCAUGGUGUCGAUGUCUCGGUUGUUGCGGAGGUGUUUGCUGACGGGGUUAAUGCCACGUAUGCGACGUCCGAUGCUACGAGCUUUGAUGCGGUCGUGGUGGGUGAUGGUAUUGAGGGCUUGUUCGGCGCCGCGAAUGCGACGGCCAAGGGCACUACGUUCUAUCCUGUGGGACGGCCGUUGGAUAUUCUGGUGGAUGCGUUCAGGUACGGAAAGCCCGUUGGCGCGAUGGGGAGUGGCAAGGUGGCCUUGGGUCGUGCCGGUAUUGAGCUGAGCAGGGAGGGAGUUUACGUUGGUGGCAAUGCCACGGCAGGUGUGGAUGCUUUGGCGAAGGAUGUGUUGGAGGGGUUGUACACUUUCCGGUUCUUGGAUCGGUUUGCCUUGGAUGAUAUGUGA
Molecule: messenger RNA, 2207 nt
Organism: Aspergillus homomorphus CBS 101889
Lineage: Eukaryota; Fungi; Ascomycota; Eurotiomycetes; Eurotiales; Aspergillaceae
Product: heme-dependent catalase
Exons: 5
Coding region: 6-2207 (733 amino acids)
Biological process (GO): response to oxidative stress; hydrogen peroxide catabolic process
Cellular component (GO): cytosol
Molecular function (GO): catalase activity; heme binding
Source: RefSeq, a predicted model, not a curated record